Molecule: messenger RNA, 531 nt
Organism: Ochlerotatus camptorhynchus
Lineage: Eukaryota; Metazoa; Arthropoda; Insecta; Diptera; Culicidae
Exons: 2
Coding region: 1-531 (176 amino acids)
Source: RefSeq, a predicted model, not a curated record
AUGAAGAGGAUGAAGAAGACGGAAGAGAGGAAGAAGGAAGUCAAGAAGAAGGAAAACCCCAGGCAUCGUAGGAAGAGAAGUAAGGGUGACGCUCUGGUUAUCGAGGCGAAAGACAAAACGACAUACGCAGCACUCCUCCGGAAGGUGAGAGAGGAUCUGGAGUUGAAGCAACUAGGCGAGAACGUGGUGAAAACCAGGUGCACCCAGAAAGGCGAGAUGCUCUUCGAGCUGAAAAAGGACCCGUCGGUGAGGAGUUCAGCCUUCAAAGAACUCGUCGAAAAAUCGUCAGGGGAUCCAGCAUCGUAUAGGCCUAUAUGCUUGCUGGAUACAGUCGGAAAGCUAUCGGAGAAGAUCAUCCUCAACAGGCUAACGAAAUGCACGGAGAAUGAGCAUGGAUUGUCGGAAGAAGAAGAAGAAGAAGAAGAAGAAAAGAAGAAGAAGAAGAAGAAGAAGAAGAAGAAGAAGAAGAAGAAGAAGAAGGAGAAGGAUUCAGUGCUUUUCUCAGCGGCCUAUUUUUGCAAGUGGAACUAA